Neoarius graeffei (lesser salmon catfish) is the source of this 7969-nucleotide messenger RNA. RefSeq names its product chromodomain helicase DNA binding protein 2 (gene chd2). The record is from RefSeq and is a predicted model, not a curated record. The coding region runs from base 1033 to 6351 and encodes 1772 amino acids. Lineage: Eukaryota; Metazoa; Chordata; Actinopteri; Siluriformes; Ariidae. Gene Ontology annotation, molecular function: ATP-dependent chromatin remodeler activity; ATP hydrolysis activity; ATP binding. Gene Ontology annotation, biological process: nucleosome organization; regulation of transcription by RNA polymerase II. The transcript is spliced from 37 exons. Gene Ontology annotation, cellular component: chromatin; nucleus.
CAAGCAGUAAAGGCUAAAUACAACACAGACGGAUUGUGUAUAAAAUAAAAGGGGUGGGCCAUAUUUUUAUUUUUUUUUUAAACAUCACCUGAGUCUGGGCUAAAUCGAGAGAACGUCAAUCAAAGGCUAAAGCCUGUGCGAGGCGUGCUGGGAAGGAGCUUUAGAUGGCGGAUGAGCCUUGGGAAGGGGAACCCGUAGAGCUCGUCGACAGCACUUCUCUCUCAACUUUGAACUUUAGAGCUCGUUUUCGAGGUUAUAUUUUAAAACGUUAGGUUAAUCUGUGUUUUAUGUGAAUAUAGAAGUGUCGCAUUGUUUUUGCGGUUUUAUUUCUUCGAGAAAAUAGACUGCUUUAGCGUAGUCGUUGUUUUCUGUGCCUCACACUGGCAGCCAUGGCUGUCCUCCAUUUUUAGUGCACUGCGCGCGGCUCAUGAGAAACUCCGCUCUCUGUUCAAAGGGCCAUUGUUACUUUUCUUACAUUAUAUUUUUACACUUUGUAACAUUUCGAAUCGUAUUAUAAUCCGGAUCUAUCGAGAUUUCUGUACGUUUUUUCCUUUUGUUGUCGGAGUAUAAUAAGUUCGAUAUUUUUAUUCCGGCGGUGGAUGCUCCCUACAUGUAUUUCCCUACCUGUCUGUGGAUUAGGUAUGUGUACGUUGCAGGUUUUUGUGCGAUCGGGUCUGUUUUGAUUCUUUUAAAGAUGUUUUCAGUCGUCCUUUGUCUUGAUGACGCAGUAAGAAUUUAUGCAUGUGGGAUCUUUUGCAUUAAAAGCCUGAACUCGUUUGUUGCCUGGAACCCCAAGCCGGGUAUCAUUUAAUUCACAGUUUUUAAUCUCAUAUUUCCUAUUUAAUAUUUUUUUUUUCGGUAAACGUGUCACGGUUGCUCAUUUUCCACUUACGAAGCAACAGGGGACUUUUUUGCAGUCCUGAAACCAAAAGCAGGACUGAUUGGACUUGCAUGAUGGUUUCACCCCCUCUCAACUUUUGACAGUUUAAUACCGAGAGUAAAGAUCAUCGUUAUCUGUGAAACACCGUAACCAUGUUGAAGAACAAGGACAAAAAGGAAGGAGACGACGCUUCGACUCAAAGCAAUGCUUCGAGCAACUCUGCAUCAGAAGAGUCGAAUCGUUCAGGCUCGGAGUCGGGCAGCCAGUCUGAGAGUGAGCAAGGAAGUGAGCAUGCACACUCCCAACAUUCCGAAUCCAACAGCACGUCCGAUUCUGAGAGCUGCUCUGAAUCUGGGAGUGAGUCGCCUGCGUCGAAGUUACGCCAGACCAUUGCAGAGAUUAAAGAGAAACGGGUCAAAAAGAGAGACUUGGCCGAUGUGAAAAAGGGCAACAGUGAGUCCGAGAGUGAAGGCCACAAAAGAAAAGCAUCACAACGGAAAAAGAAAGAAAAUACCUGGAAAGAUGACUCAAAUGACGAAGAUGAUGGUGAGGAAGAAGCCAGCAGUUCAGAGAGUGAGCAGGAAGAAAAAAAAGUUAGAUCCAGACGACUUCCUGCUAGAAGGCCACAAGCCAAAUCAUCUACAACCAAGCGGCAUCAGUCUCAAAAGGGACGGAAACAGAGGAAGCAGGAAACAUCGGACGAGGAUGAAGAUGACGAUGAUGAGGAAGAGGAUACUCCAAAGAGACAGACGCGACGAAGGGCAGCUGCUAAAGUUAGUUAUAAGGAGGAUCAGCACGAUUUUGAAACUGACUCUGAUGACCUGAUUGAGCUGGCAGAAGGGCCAGAGGAUGUGCAGGAUGAUGACAGUGAGACCAUUGAGAAAGUCAUGGAUGCCAGGAUUAGCAAGAAAGGAGCUACUGGAGCUGCUACCACACUCUAUGCUGUAGAGGCCAGUGGAGACCCCGGAGCAGAUUUUGAACCUGAGAAGGAGGAAGGUGAGACUCAGUUCCUUAUCAAAUGGAAGGGAUGGUCCUACAUCCACAACACAUGGGAAAGUGUGGACACUCUCACUCAGCAAAAGGCCAAAGGAAUGAAAAAACUGGAAAACUUUAAGAAGAAAAAUGACGAGCUCAAUGCUUGGUUGAAAAAAGCCUCACCUGAGGACUUGGAGUAUUACAAUUGCCAGCAAGAGUUAAACAUUGAUCUGAACAAGCAGUUUCAGAUAGUAGAGAGAGUCAUUGCAAUGAAAACAGGGAAGUCACAGGUGGCUUCUGAUUUUCCCUCUCAUAAAACCACAUCUAAUGAGCCUGAAUACUUGUGUAAGUGGAUGGGUCUGCCCUACGCAGAGUGUACUUGGGAAGAUGGUGCCUUGAUAAGUAAAAAGUUCCAGUCUUGCAUAGAUAGUUUCAACAACAGGAAUGUCUCCAAGACCAUGCCCUCCAAAGACUGUAAGGUGUUAAAACAGAGGCCCAGAUUUUUGGCUCUGAAGAAGCAGCCUUCAUAUAUUGGAGAUGAGAAUUUGGAGCUGAGAGACUACCAGUUAGAUGGGCUGAACUGGCUUGCACACUCUUGGUGCAGGUGUAACAGUGUUAUACUGGCUGAUGAGAUGGGCCUGGGGAAGACCAUUCAGACCAUUUCAUUCCUUUCCUACCUGUUCCAUCAGCACCAGCUGUAUGGGCCCUUCCUCUUGGUUGUGCCCCUCUCCACACUCACUUCCUGGCAGCGCGAGUUCAGUACUUGGGCUCCUGACAUGAAUGUUGUGGUCUACCUGGGGGAUGUUUUGAGCAGAAAGACGAUUCGCGAUUAUGAGUGGGUUCACCAGCAGACCAAAAGAAUAAAGUUCAACACACUUUUGACCACAUAUGAAAUUCUACUGAAAGAUAAGGGUGUUUUGGGAAAUAUAAACUGGGCAUUUCUUGGGGUUGAUGAGGCUCACCGACUGAAGAAUGAUGACUCACUGCUGUAUAAAACACUAAUAGAUUUCAGAUCCAACCACAGGCUUCUCAUAACAGGAACACCGCUGCAGAACUCACUCAAAGAGUUGUGGUCGCUCCUGCACUUUCUUAUGCCUGAGAAGUUUGAGUUGUGGGAGGAUUUUGAAGAAGAGCAUGGUAAGGGCAGGGACAAUGGCUACCAGAGCCUGCACAAAGUGCUUGAGCCCUUCCUUCUACGUCGUGUAAAAAAGGACGUGGAGAAAUCUCUGCCUGCCAAAGUGGAGCAAAUCCUCCGAGUGGACAUGUCCGCCCAGCAGAAACAGUUCUACAAAUGGAUUCUCACAAGGAAUUACAAAGCCCUCUCUAAAGGCACCAGAGGCAGUUCCUCAGGCUUUCUCAACAUUGUUAUGGAGCUGAAGAAAUGCUGUAAUCAUGCCUUCCUCAUCAAGCAGUUAGAUGAGGCAGAACAUGAGAAUCCUCAGGAGCACUUGCAGGCACUGGUCCGUGGUAGUGGAAAGCUCGUGCUCUUGGAUAAAUUGCUAACAAGACUGAGGGAAAGAGGCAAUCGUGUACUUAUCUUUUCUCAAAUGGUCCGUAUGCUGGACAUCUUAGCUGAUUAUCUGGCCAUGAAACGCUAUACCUUUCAGAGAUUGGAUGGCUCCAUCAAGGGAGAGCUAAGGAAACAAGCACUUGAUCACUUUAAUGCAGAGGGUUCUGAGGAUUUCUGUUUCCUCUUGUCCACCCGUGCUGGAGGUUUGGGCAUUAAUUUGGCCUCAGCUGACACUGUGGUCAUCUUUGAUUCUGACUGGAACCCUCAAAAUGACCUGCAGGCUCAGGCCAGAGCCCAUAGAAUAGGCCAGAAAAAACAGGUGAAUAUUUAUCGUCUGGUCACAAAAGGCACUGUGGAGGAGGAUAUUAUUGAAAGGGCAAAGAAGAAGAUGGUGCUAGACCAUCUUGUCAUACAGAGAAUGGAUACCACUGGAAGAACAAUACUAGACAACAACUCUGGCAAUUCAAAUUCAAAUCCAUUUAACAAGGAGGAGCUGGCAGCUAUCUUAAAGUUUGGGGCAGAAGAUCUGUUUAAAGAACCUGAGGGGGAGGAAUCAGAACCACAGGAAAUGGACAUUGAUGAGAUCUUGAGGCUUGCAGAAACCAGGGAAAGUGAUCAAGGUUCCAGUGCCACGGAUGAGCUUCUGUCCCAAUUUAAGGUGGCAAACUUCACCAUGGACGACAGUACACCAGAGCUGGAGGAGAAGACCAUGAGGGAUUGGGAUGAAAUCAUUCCAGAAGAUCAGAGACGGCGGGUGGAGGAGGAGGCGAAACAGAAGGAGAUGGAGGACAUUUACAUGUUGCCCCGGAGCAGAAGCUCAAAUAAAAGAGUGCAGGCAAAUGACAGUGACAGCGAUGUUGGCUCAAAGCUCAAACUGAAGAGCCACUCAUCAGGUUCAGAGAGUGAGACGGAUGAUAGUGAGGAUGAAAAAAAGCCCAAGCGGCGAGGCCGGCCACGUGCACGCAAAAACAAUGUGGAAGGUUUCACAGAUGCUGAGAUUCGCAGGUUCAUAAAAGCUUAUAAGAAAUUUGGUGCGCCACUUGAAAGGUUGGAGGCCAUUGCACGUGACUCUGAACUGGUGGACAAAUCCAUAGCAGAUCUUAAGAGACUAGGAGAGCUGGUGCACACCACAUGUGUAGCUGCAGUACAGGAGCAUGAAGAACAAGUGAAGGAGAACCCUACCGAAGCUAAAGGACCAGGAAAAAGGCGAGGAAUUAACAUCAAGAUUUCUGGGGUUCAGGUAAACGCUAAAUCUAUCAUCCAGCAUGAGGAAGAAUUUGAGCCUCUGCACAAGGCUGUGCCUUCCAAUCCCAUCGAGCGGAGCAAUUUUCAGCUGACCUAUCGUAUGAAGGUGCCACACUUUGAUGUAGACUGGGAUGUUCAAGAUGACACACAUCUCCUGUUGGGCAUCUACGAGCAUGGCUAUGGCAACUGGGACCAGAUCAAGACUGAUCCUGAGCUGAAACUCUUGGACAAGAUUCUUCCGGACAACCCUGACAAAAAACCACAGGCAAAGCAGGUGCAAAUGAGAGCUGAUUAUUUAUUGAAGAUCCUGAAGAAGGAACAAGAGAGCAAAGACACAUUCAAAGCAGAAGAAGAGUCCCAGGUAAAGAAGAGAAAACCUCGAGUAAAGAAAGACAAGACCCGAAAAGAUGAACUGGUCAGUGAAAUCUCCUCUCCUCAUCUCUCUGAACAUACUUCAGAGGAAGGUGAAGUGAAGGAUAACAGAACUGAAAAAAAUCCAACUAAGAAAAAACAGAAGAAGGACAACAAAGAGAACAAAGAGAAGCAGGGCACUGCAAAAAAAGACAAAGAGGGUGACGAGGACAAAAAACGGACAAAACUCAAGAAGGAAAAGACUAAAUCAGGAGGCAAAGGCAAGAAAGCUCAGGGCCCCGUGCACAUUACAGCAGGCAGUGACCCAGUACCUAUUGGAGAGGAGGAUGAUGAGCUAGACCAGGAAACAUUCAGUAUUUGUAAAGAGCGGAUGAGGCCGGUGAAGAAGGCUCUUAAACAACUGGAUAAGCCUGAUGAAGGCUUGUCGGUGCAGGAGCAGCUGCAGCACACACGUGCCUGCCUGUUGAAGAUUGGAGACAGAAUCACAGAGUGCCUUAAAGCCUACAGUGACCCGGAACACGUCAAAACCUGGCGCAGAAAUCUCUGGAUUUUUGUGUCCAAAUUUACGGAGUUUGGUGCUAAGAAACUGCACAGACUAUACAAAAUGGCUCAAAAGAAGCGCUCCCAAGAAGACGACAAAGAACACAAGAAGAAAGAUGACCCAGCCAAAAAGAAGCUAUUCCGUCCUGAACCUUCUGGAUCAAGUCGGGACUCCUCUGGCACACAGCCUUCAUCCAAACCACACCCACCAACAAAUCACCCAACAGGACCCCCUUCCCACUCACACCACCGUGAGCCCUACAACCAGCACAACAAGAGACACUUCCCUAAAGAUUAUCGGGGAGAUUGGCAAAGGGAACGUAAAUAUAACUACCCAGGAAACAGUAACCAGCCAUGGCAAAGUGACCGUCAUCACCCGUAUGACCAGCACAGGUAUAAGGAGCAUCACUACAGCAACCGUCGGGCACACACAGACUUGUACCGCAGUAGUGGUGGCUUCCGGAACCCAGGCUCAGCCCGUAAACGGGUGUAUGAUGAGUACAGCAAUGAUCGAGACCACCGUGCUCAUCGUAACUAUUUUGACAGGCAUCCAGACCCAAAGAGGAGACGCUCAGAUGAGUACCGCUCUGCAAACUACCACCAGGGAGGAAGUGGAGGAGGCUAUGGUCAGGAUUUCCGGAGGAUGCCUGAACAUCGUGGUGUCCCAGGGCCUGAUCACUACCGGCCAUUUCACCCAGACAAACUCUCUUCUUUGCUGGACCCGCGCUCUCCUCAGGUGCAAAAAUCCCCGCUUGAGUCCCCCUCACCCCUGGAGAGAACCACUGAACCCAAACCCAGCCCAGAUCUUGACUGGAAUAGAAAGACAUGAUUCAGUCCUCAAUGUUAGUGGACUAUGUAGGGAGGCAGCAGGUUAAGACAGGACCACCAGUCCCCUCCUACAUCUCUGAACUGAUGAUCCAAUAGGUGGAGCUCAAGCCUCUGUGUUCUUGAUCUGUCUGGGUCUUUUGGGGCUAAAAUGAAUUAAAAGAAUUAAGCCGUGUUAGUCCUAUGGACUACUGAAUGAAUUUUAGAAAAAAAAAAGCCUUUGAAGUAUAACCGGAUGUGGAAGCUUGGAAGUGCCUCGCUCGUUUUUCUUUUCUUCAGUUGUUAGUAGAAAACGGAGUAUUCCCUGUACAAAUGUUACUUUGAUGGGUUUUUUUUUUUUGCUUUGUGCAGAGGCGUAUUCCAGGAAAACAAGCUUUGUGAAGAAAAAAGAAUCUUCAACCACACAAUUAAAUGUUAAACAACUUGAGUUGUUUUGAUCCUGUAUUUUAAAGCAGCACCCUCUGUUGUAUACAUUUUAGUGUUUUCCUUGGGCCCAACAAACCUGAUUAGUUGAAUCAACAAAACUGUGUUAGAGUAGGGAAAAUGCUAAAAUGUGCAUGGCAGGGGGUACUUCAGGACCUGGGUUGGGAACCUGUGCUGUUUUUUGAAAAAGUCUUAUAAUACCUUUUAUUCUUCUCAUUAUACCAAUAAGAAAAUGAUCAGAAUGUGUCACCAAAUGGACAUUUGUACUUUUGUUCUGGGCCUCAUUAAAUAACAUAAGAAAAACAAUGCAACGUCCCCACAGAUGGCUGAUUGUGCAAGUUAAAUUUGCUCUAACCAACCAUGCAGUAACAGAAAUCUUUAUCAGUGGAGGCCUUGUUAUUAGAACACUAAAUAAUUAAAAAAAUAAAGCUGUAUUUUUUUUUGUGGCUAGUUUGCUCUCCUUUAUCCAUCACAUAAGUAUGUGUAGCCCAAUCAUACGUACUGUUGGAUAUUUACCUUGCACUAAAAGUAUUAUACUCUAUAAAUCUCCAGUUAUAAACGGGACGAAUGUUGACAUGUUAAGUAGAAAUGUCUGUAUUAGAGCAAAAGCUUGUGAAUGAAGCAGGAAACUUGGAGUUUUUGUUUCACCAGUUGUAAAGCCAAAAUUAGACGGGUGUGCUAGAAACUAAAUAAUUUAAGUGGGGUUUUUUGUUGUUGUUGUUGUUGUUUUUCUUUCUAUUUUUUUCUUUACAUUUCCCCUCCAUCUGUGCCUUAUUCUUGUGUCUAAUAAAAUACAGGGGUUUUAGUGUGUUGCAUUAAGGAGAAACAUGGCAUUAUCCCAAGUAGGGUUAUAUAGUGCACUACCUAGGGUGUGGAAGUCAUUUUCAUACUCUUUGUAGUGCAUGGAUCUAGAGAGAGAGGAGGCAUUUGGGAUUUAGACAGUUUUUAAACAAGAUUUUUCGAUGGAAAAAUGCUGAGUAUUGUUGGUGCCAGUUAGGGACUGUGGAGGCUUCAGAGAGAGUGGAAAACACCACUUUCUCACAGAGGCAAGUGUGUGUUUCUUUCCUCCAAGAAACUAUAUUCUUUAAGAAGUACCAAUUAAAGUAAUUUAUAUUUGUGAAAGCAGCCACUGUUCACAUGAACUGCACUGUACAUACUGUUUAUACAUCUGUAUGUAUUAAACUUUGCUACACCAUGCA